AUUUGUCUCUCUCGUGCUGCAUAAAGAAGUAUAAUUGAUCAUCCGCAUUUCCCAAACAUAUAUUUUAAAAGGAGGUUCCGAGUCCGUCCAUCUGAAAGAGUAACAUACGACUACCGCUUCCGAAAAGCCCGCUGCCCGGACCAGAAAAAAAACAUGCCCCUGUUGAAGCAUCUCCUUGUCAUCUAUUUUGUCUCUGUAUCAUGAUUCUUUGCCAUACCUUAUCUAUCGUGCACCAGUAUCAACUUAUUACGCAGCAGCCAAUGACUAAAGAUUUCUAAUAAGCCUUUUCGACCCUCUCCAAGGACGCUUACUUAUCGACAAAUAAGCUUCCAUUCGCCAACACGACCGGCACCGUGACUUGUAGAGUUUGGAUGUCCCAACUCAGGGCCUCUUGUAUACACAGCAGACGGAGUGGUGAAAGGUGACUGGUAUGCAGGCGGCAAGGCUUAAGGCUGAAUCGCAGGGCCGGAAAGCUAAGGUAGGCAUUGAUGGGCUGUUGGGGCGUUGGGUCGGCGCAAGGAUGGCUUUCUGGAAAUGGAUGUGAGGGGCUAAUACAUUCAACUCACAGCUUGCCAAUUCAUAUCAUGAGUUAUUGGAGUACGUACCUGCUUGUGCAAACCAGAUGAAAACAAAUACUGACAAUGGCGCUUGUGCAGAGAGUUCUCGUCGAAAGACCUUCGUUCAGUGGGAAAUUAUACUUUAGGGAGGCUGAUCGGGAAAGGGUCAUUCGGGAAGGUCUAUUUGGCUUCGCACAAACUCUUACAUAGCUCUAAAGUACGUGCCAAAGGUGGGAUUUAAACUCGCAGAACAUCAGCUAAUCUGCCGCUUUGAUCUAGGUCGUACUCAAGUCUGCCAAAAAGGAUGAUUCGAAUCUGGCUCGAGAAAUACAUCAUCACCGACAAUUCCUACAUCCUCACAUUGCUCGUUUGUACGAAGUAAUUGUCACCGAAAACUUGGUAUGGCUUGUGCUAGAGUACUGUCCUGGUAAGUGGCAUGCAUAGGCAGAAGGAGGUUAUGCUAACGAUGGUGUAGGCGACGAAUUAUAUAAUUAUCUACUGAAGAAUGGGCCAUUACCGGUCGAAAAGGUCCAAAAGAUCUUCACUCAAUUAGUCGGUGCCGUCGCAUACGUUCACAAUUCAUCCUGCGUUCACCGAGAUUUAAAACUGGAGAAUAUCCUUCUGGACAAACACGAAAAUGUUAAACUUGUGGAUUUUGGGUUCACUCGUGAAUAUGAGGGCAAGGCGAGUUAUCUGCAAACGUUUUGUGGCACAAUAUGUUACAGUGCUCCAGAAAUGUUGAAGGGAGAAAAGUAUGCCGGGGAAAAGGUUGAUGUUUGGAGUUUAGGCGUCAUUCUAUACGCUUUGCUAUGCGGCGAGCUACCAUUCGACGACGACGACGAUACUGUAACAAGGACCAGGAUCUUGACCACAGAACCAAAAUGGCCGGAUCAUCUCACAGCCGACGCGCGAAAUUUGUUAGGCAUUCUAUUGUCAAAGAGGCCUCUAAUACGACCUGCCUUGUCUGAUAUUCUCACUCAUCCUUUUCUUGCUGAGCAUGCGCCACAACAGCAAGCCAUUUUGAAACUCCAGAGGGCGGCACCGUUCACCACGACAUUAGAAAAGGAGACCUUGGAACGGAUGCGAAGUGCUGGUGUAGAUAUCGACCAGGUUAUUGAAAAUGUACUAGCUCAGCGAUGUGAUGCUCUAGCAGGUUGGUGGGCUCUUCUGCUCGAAAAGGAAGAAAGAAAGCAGAUUCGAAAGGAACGAAAACGCAAGGAACGAGAGGCGGAGAUCCGGUCCUCAAGAAGACUGAGUGCUGCGAGUAGCCGCUUGGAAAAAAUGACGCCUAUUUUAACAGGAGUCGAUGAAGAAGGGCAGCCACUAAGGAUUAGCGACCCACCUAGGAGUAGAGGGAGGAAGGAAAGGCGAAGUGCCCAUUAUCCGGAUCUGAUCCUGACCGAUUUACCUGGAUUACCCGAACACUCGCAGUUCUCCUCACCCGAUGUUCAAACGCCUCCUCCGCCGCUUGAAGAAGACAGUACUCGCUCUGCAAGCUCAUCUCGACACCGGCGCCCAAUUCCUCCUCCAAAAGAAGGCACUCUACGGAGUGCCCGGUCACGUGGAAGCACUUUGCAGCUGGUUACUUCUAAUCAUGAUUUUCUACACCCCAGUACUAAUGGCAUUGCCAAACCUCCACAGGAACGUCGCAAGCGUCAGCAUGCUUUCAUCAAUCAAUUGGCACAUUGGAAGCACUGGCUUCUGGACUCUGCCAGGCGUGCCAGAUCACCUGGAAAGAAGACAAAAGCUAGUCGCUCAACACCAGAUCUCCGCGAGAAGGCUGCUGACGACUCAACCAGUCCGAAAGACCCUAGUCCGCGACCAGUCACUUCAAAGUCACCUACAAUGACACGUGCUCCCCUACCACAACUAGGUGGGCAGCCCCCUCUUGCAAGAAUGAAUGCGACGCCAAGCACCAAACGGCAUUCGUUAUCUCCCUCUCCAGUGACUCCUCGCUCGACUUUCCAACGUCGGCCAAGUAGUGGUUUGCGAGGAAGGAAAUCUACAUCAUCUUCCGUUUCGUCUGUACGUAGUAUAAUGCAUCAACACACACAUUCAAAGGCUUCAUCAACUUCGUCUAAUGGAUCUGGCUCAAAGAUAUCUCUACCUACUCGUAGCCCUCAUCACUCCGUCAAAGUCCUGCCCGCCACCCCAACCCUUGGCUCAUUCCCUUCCAAUAUUCGCGUCGUUCGACAAACUCCGCUAUCGAGUUUCAACGAAGGUGUUUCAUGGGGUGGUAACAAUAGUGCAUUCGGUGCCCCUCUUGUCUUCGCGAAACGGAAAAAGAAUCUAUUCAAAGGUCCUGCACUUAACACUAGCUCACCCAUUGCAUCAAGCAACGGACACGGCCACGGACACGCAAGAACAGGUUCGCAUAGCCGAAGCGCCAGUUUAGCAGGCAGAAGAAGCGGGGAAAUUAUCCAGGAAGAAGAUGAAGAGGAAAUCGAGGAAGUUGACGUCUUUACUCCCGUUGUCGGCCCAGCUGAAACAGAAGAAAUGGUCUUUAUUCCAGGUGAUAUUCUAAGACUCGAUGAUUCAAUUGAGGAGUCGGAUAGAGAGAAGACGCCUACUAAUGGAACUGUAUAGAAGAAGAUUGGAGCAAGAAUGUUUUUGGUUAAGGGGUCAAGGGUGUAUUGUCUUUUGGGGGUGGAUGGGUUGGAGCGUGAUUUUGAUGCGAUGUGAUAUGCAUGUACAGAUAGUGUACAUAAUUCUCUUGUACAAUUUGUUUUUGAAGUUAAUUUCCCUCGCCCAUCUUACAUCGUAGAUGGCGAGCAACAAAUAAUGCAUAUGGAUGGAUGGAUGGACGGACGGACGGCUGGAAUGCAUUGGUCGAUUCAUUACAUAGAAGCGUUGUUUUAAUUGUUUCCAGCACUUUUUGUUUUUU
This is a messenger RNA of Sclerotinia trifoliorum, 3441 nucleotides long. The record is from the annotation of a GenBank genome assembly. NCBI's taxonomy places the organism in Eukaryota, Fungi, Ascomycota, Leotiomycetes, Helotiales, Sclerotiniaceae.